UGUCACAUAUAUUAUAAUUUUUCAGUACUAUAGUAAACAUCGGAACAGCUUUGUCAUGAAUUAGCGCGAGGAUCGAAGUUCGUAACACGUCGAAGUGAUUGAGAUAUCAAAAAUGAUAACAUUAGUGGAUUGUAUUGCUGAACAUUAAAGCUGACGAAGUAUCAAACAAUGUUAAUUGCAAGAAAAUGCCAUGGACUCACUGGAGUUGUCAGUUUGCUCUCACGUGAUAUAUAUUCCAGUCUUAAGUUAUUGAGUUGUACAGCUGUAAAUUUUAGAUCAUGUAUAGAAAUUCAUACAGGUUCUUCUUCUAUAGUUCAAACUAAAUAUAAAUAUGAAGCAAAUCACAAUAUACAUAGGACUACUUUUUCUUCUUCAAGAAUGAAAAAUAUAUUGACUUGUAUCAAGUUAACAGAUUUACAGCAGAGGAGAUACUUGAGUAUUGCUGCAAAGCUAGUCAAUAAUGCCUCACCCAAAGUACAACCAUACAUGAAGCUUAUGAGGAUAGACAAACCAAUAGGAAGCUGGCUGCUAUUUUGGCCUUGUGGAUGGAGUAUUGCCAUGGCAGCUCCCGCUGGUGCCUUACCAGAUUUCCAUAUGUUAGCACUUUUUGGUACAGGUGCAUUCAUAAUGCGUGGUGCAGGAUGUACCAUAAACGAUAUGUGGGAUCGGGACAUUGAUAACAAGGUAGCCAGAACGAAAGAUAGACCUCUAGUAACUGGUCAAAUAACGCCGCAACAGUCAUUAAUGUUUCUAGCUGGACAAUUAAGUCUGGGAUUGUUUAUACUGUUACAACUAAAUUGGUACAGCGUAUUCCUUGGUGCUAGUUCAUUAGGUCUAGUAAUAAUUUAUCCUCUUAUGAAAAGAAUAACGUACUGGCCACAAUUAAUUUUGGGAAUGACUUUUAAUUGGGGUGCAUUAUUAGGAUGGUCGGCUAUACAUGGAUCAUGCGAUUGGUCUAUCUGUCUGCCACUCUAUGUAGCUGGUAUUUGUUGGACUAUUCUGUAUGAUACGAUAUAUGCUCAUCAAGAUAGAAUGGAUGACAUUCUGUUAGGUAUGAAGUCAACCGCUAUAAAGUUCGGGAAAGACACGAAAUUUUAUUUAUCUGGGUUCGGAAUAGUAAUGAUCUCGAGUUUAAUUACCUCUGGUAUAUUAAUCACUCAAACGUGGCCUUAUUAUAUCGCCGUUGGAUUAAUUGCAACGCAUAUUACCAAUCAGAUAUAUACUUUAAACAUUAAUAAUCCUACGGAUUGUGCCAAGAAAUUUAUAUCCAAUCACAGAGUAGGCAUGAUACUGUUUACUGGUAUCAUAUUAGGAAAUUUGAUGAAGGCACUUGCGGAAAAAGAAAAUAAAGAAGAAACAAAUUACCAAAGUAUAACACUAAAUGAAACCAAAAACAGGGAAGAUUUAUAAUUAAGAAUUUUAAUCUAGCAUCUUUAAAUUAAGUUAUAUGAAACUAAAAAUACUAGUAAAAUUAUUCAAUUCAAAUGCCAUGUGUUAAAAUUUUUAGAUGUAUCAUCUCAAAUAUAGAUAAUAUCUCAUACUGCUUGCAUUGUUGAAUCUAUAUUUUGGUAUAUACUGUAAUAUGAAUAUUAAUAAUAUAAUAUAGUUAAAUCAUGUUUAUCUUUUGAAGUCAGAAAUAAUAGUUCCUAAGAGCAGAAUAGAAUUGAUGUUCAAAAAUAAUUGUAAGAUUGUUAUUAGAUAGUAAAUAUACCUUAUAUAUUAUGAAA
This is a messenger RNA of Pogonomyrmex barbatus (red harvester ant), 1727 nucleotides long. RefSeq names its product ubiquinone biosynthesis protein COQ2, mitochondrial (gene Coq2). Gene Ontology annotation, molecular function: 4-hydroxybenzoate polyprenyltransferase activity. The record is from RefSeq and is a predicted model, not a curated record. Gene Ontology annotation, biological process: ubiquinone biosynthetic process. Gene Ontology annotation, cellular component: mitochondrial inner membrane. Lineage: Eukaryota; Metazoa; Arthropoda; Insecta; Hymenoptera; Formicidae.